Messenger RNA from Limulus polyphemus (Atlantic horseshoe crab), 2906 nucleotides. RefSeq lists its product as uncharacterized. NCBI's taxonomy places the organism in Eukaryota, Metazoa, Arthropoda, Merostomata, Xiphosura, Limulidae. The record is from RefSeq and is a predicted model, not a curated record. The coding region runs from base 113 to 1474 and encodes 453 amino acids. Gene Ontology annotation, biological process: acrosome reaction. The transcript has 8 exons. Gene Ontology annotation, molecular function: serine-type endopeptidase activity; protein binding.
UCACCCCCAUGUCACACAUUUAUAUAUACAGUGACUUUUACAAAAGUUCUUCUUUAAUAGCAGAUUUUACUAGGGGAAAAAAGUCUAUCCAGUUGUUUCCCCAUCAUUUCAAAUGAUGGUCAUUUCUCAAAACUUUGCAGAGUUUGCCAAAUUUACAAGCAAUUUUCAAGGGAUUCCUAAUGGAUGCCAUAGCAUCAGCUUGGAAAACACUGGUGGUUACAGCUUGUCAGGAAACUGCAACAACACAUGCUCUUGGGCAAUACCAUCUAUGGACAAUAACAGUAAAGACAUUCUCUCUCUCAAAAUACCUUUUCUGAACCUGUUUGCGGGAGAUGAAAUUAGCUUGUUCAAACUAGAUGAGCAAGUAACCCCGUUAGCAACAAUUACAGCAAAAACCCAGUUUGUGCCAAGUUUUAAUCUUCCAGCUAAGACGGGGGCUUACCUCUCUGUGGCUCGAGGUAACUGCUUGAGAAAUGACACUGCUCUAAUUGCUAGAUUUGAAAUUAUUCCUGUUUGUGAGAAAGAAAUUACUCAAGCACCAAGAAAAAACACUGUGGUAUCAUCUCCAAAUUUCCCAGACAGUUAUCCUCUAGGAGUAGAUUGUAACUGGAACAUAUCCACAAUGGGCAGUAAAUCUAACCUUCACCUCAUUACAUUCAACCACUUGAAUGUCAGCCAGAACCAUACAUUAACAAUCUCAAGAGUUUUGAAAGGAUCACAAACCACUGUGAAUAUUACCCUUGGAGAAAAAAAUUCUUCUCUUCCUAGUGAUUUACUUGUAUUAACACCAAACCAUGUGAAAUUUUAUGCUCCUUUCAACAACAUUUUCACAGUUGGAAAUGGAUUUCAGCUCAGUGUAACAGCCCUUGAUUGUGGUGAACUGUAUACAAGAGAAUCUGGAAAAAUUGAAACUCCAAGUAAUUCCAGUUUUUGUGUCUGGAUAAUCAAAGUCCCACCUACUAGUAGUGAUUCAGUAAACAUUGUGAUAUUUACUCUAACACCAAAUGAGUUUGGUGAAAACAGCAGUAUAGAAAUACAUGAUGGGGGUUCAAUAAGAGAUCGACCAUUUACAAACCUCUCUGGGUCAGAUAUCUGGAGCAGAACCAAUGAGCUUUUAAUAGUCUAUCAUCCAACUUCUGACAAUACAGAGAAAAUCACUGUCAACUAUAAAACAUUUUCCUGUGAGCCAAAUAUGCAGUGUGACAACAAGAUUUGCAUGCACCCAGAAUGGGUAUGUGAUGGAUUUAAUGAUUGUGGGGAUUAUUCUGAUGAAAAAAAUUGUAAUGAAACACGCCCUACGCCUAGACCCACUGAACACCCUGAAAUACAAACAAAUGGAGGUUAUCUUGUUGCCAUUGGACUUGGGGUACCUGCGGCUUUCAUCCUUGGUGUGUGUCUUACCUUUCUUGCAUUUAAGCUGAAAAAUCGCUCCACUGAAGUUAACUAUGCUCCUUUUCCGAUUAUAGAAGAAUAAUAGGAAGGUUAUACUGUGCUUAGUAUUAAUAAGUAGAAUUGGUAUUUUUAAACUUUAAUUUUAACACAUUCAGAGAUUAACACAUGACAUGUGCCAUUUAUUUUUUGUUUUGAUUAGGAGAAUUUUAAUAAUGUAAAAUAAUAUAAUAAAAUAUUUAUGAGCAUAUACGCUUAAUCGACUGAAAUCUAUACUGUGAUGCACAAGUGUCAUCGCUGCAGUUAAAAUUAUUGUAUGAGUGCUGCAUGACGCACACGUGCAUCAUCUAUCUUUUAUAUUUUGUCCUUGGUUUUGGAUAUGUUUUAAAUGUACAAGAAGGGUAAACUGUAGUCAUGGGAAUAUCAUAUCAAAGUUUCUGUGGGAAUUUGAAUUCUUCUUCAUUAUCAUGGGCUUUGAAGGAGCACUAUUUUUAUCCAUUUUAUAAAAGCCAACCAGAAAAUAUAUAUAUAUAUAAAAAAAUACAACCAAGCAGAAUUUCUACAAGAGAAAACCCUCGUGCAAGUGCCAUCACAGCAGAACUUACUACCAACACAUGCUGACUCUAAUAAAAUGAAUUUGUCUCAAUGUUUUCAUUGACACAUAUAUGCGUCACAGCAUUGGCUAACAUACCUAUGAAUGCACAUGUGUCCAGUGGCAGUGAAUGUGUUAAACCUGAUGAAACUUUAUUUUUUCAAUUUCAUGAUUGUGGCAAUCUUUUUAAAAUACUUUUUAUGUAUUAAGACAAAAAAGAUAAUUCAAUAAUUUGUGCUAGUUUUGGUUCAUUAAGCUUUUUGGAAUGGUUAUAUUUCAAAAUUUAAUUUUUACCCUUUUUCAAAAUGUUUAUUUUGCAGUACAAUAUUCAUUAAUCUUUUAUCAGUCUGUUUAUUUAUACUUCAUGCUUACAUAGAUUAAAAUUUAAAAUACUACUCAGAGCAACUAACAUUUACACUAUCCUGUGUAUGUAUGUAUAAGAUAUGACAUAUUGCUUUCAGAAUUUGUAAAUUUUCUCUGACUAUAAUUUGUAAGGUUUGAGUUUAUCACUGUAUAAAAAGUAAAGAUGUAGCAGAAAAAUAUUUUUUGUAAUUACUUUUUGUUAAUGUGUUUAGCCAUGUGGUACCAUUUGUAGUAUUGUUGUAGUUUGUAUAUUUUGUAGACCUUAAUGCACGUUUAGGCCUUAAUGCCUUUCACUGUAUGAUGCAUUUAUAAUUUCAUUAUUGACUAGUGAUAAAAGUAUGUAGGCAUGUGCUGUUAUCUUGUUUUUAUCAUACUCUUUAGAAGGAACUAUGUGAUUGAGAGAAGUUGACAAAAAUGAAUUAGAAUAUUCUUUUGGGAAGAAAAAAAACUUUUAAUGUGACCUGUAACUGUUUGGUUUAAACUUAUUUAUUGUACCUAUGAUUAUUUUAAAGCAUGUGUUCUUAUGUAGUUUUCUAUCAAAAAAUAAAGGAAAUAAAAUUAA